UGCCUCCUGACCUCAUCACGUUCUUCGUUAACUGAGCUCGCGCACUCCAUACGUGCAGACAUUUUGUUACACAUUAAGAGAGCUGUAGGUAGAGCCAACUAGAGUUGGAGAGCUCAUGGGCAACGCCAUUCUUGCCGGGAAGCGGCGGAAGGCGAGGGUGAUGACGGUGGACGGCACAACGUACAAGUACCGCCCCCCGGCGGCGGCGUGCGACGCGCUGCGCGACCACCCGGGACACCACCUGCUGGAGUCGGAGGAGGUCAGGCGGCUCGGCGUGCGCGCGCGGCCGCUCGACCCGGACGCGCCGCUCAAGCCCGGGAAGCUCUACUUCCUCGUCGAGCUGCCCCGGAUCUCGUCGCGCGCCCCGCGCAGGACGUGGUCCGGCGCGCUCAACUACGGCGGCGGUGCGGGGGCCUGGGAGCGGCUGGAGGGCCUUAUGCUCGCGCGGCGGUCGGCCUCGGACGUGGCCGAGGCGGUGAAGGCGAUGACGGCGGCGGGGUCGUCGUCGCCCGCGUCGUCCGUGGAGGCCGCGGAGGACGGCGCGGUGCGGCUGCGGGUGCAGCUGCCCAAGGCCGAGGUCGCGCGGCUCGUCAAGGAGAGCCGCGACGCCGCCGAGGCGGCGGAGAGGAUCAUGCAGCUCUGCGUCGCCAGGGAUCACCGCUCCGAUCCGGCCACGCCCGCCCUGCUGCCGCUGCCAGCGAUCACCACGUCGGCGCACAAGAAGCCCGCCGGCGGCAAGAAAGAGAAGAAAGCGAGGUUCGUGACCGUGCCAGACGAGAUCAUCAGGUUCUAGAUCCUUGAGUGCAAAGUGCAAACCGAAGGGAUUGGAUCAAGUCCCCUGAAUUUCGUCGAAACAAGUUCUUAAGCUGAAACUGGAACUCCCCGGUCGGUCGAAUUUGCCGCGGUUUCGUGGUCUCUGAAGCCAGAAUGAUCCAAGGUUUGCGACCAUACACGCAAGAGAGCUGACAGUUUUGUAAUGCUCAUCUCCUUUCUAGUUUAUGUGAUGCAUGAUUUAUGGGAAAGAGAUUGUGUUUGCGUCAGGGUUAGUUGAACCGGGAACAUGAGAAGCAUGAGAAGCUGUGUGUGGAUGCCUUCCUGUCUCCCUAGCCCCUAUAGCAUUUUGAUGUGUGUGUUUGGGUGGUGGGUGGGGGGCACAGACUCACUCAUGUACAUAUUGGCUGCUGCUUAGUUGGCAUGUGCAUCCUCCAUUCUUUUUCCUCUCUUUUCCCCUGUGCGACCCGACCUCAUGUGUCGUCACUGACACGUGAGAUUAAACCCAU
Messenger RNA from Phragmites australis (common reed), 1280 nucleotides. RefSeq lists its product as uncharacterized. The transcript is spliced from 2 exons. Bases 116 to 793 code for a protein of 225 amino acids. Lineage: Eukaryota; Viridiplantae; Streptophyta; Magnoliopsida; Poales; Poaceae. The record is from RefSeq and is a predicted model, not a curated record.